UGAUCAUCAGAGAAUCAAACACGGAUGAGCGAGGUUAGACUUGCAUCAGAAUAGUUCCGUGGACCGGUUGUAUUUUAUGUAUGGCUUUUAUUUAUAUAUUAAACUAGAUUUAUUCCUGAUCUGAAGGGGUUUUGCAAGCCAGUUAAUGGUACAGGCAUUUUGUCAGUGGCAGUCUUCUCAACUAGGGAGACGGGCACGGUAGAACUGCGAUUACUACGUGGAGGGAGGCGCCAGCUAGCUAACUAACCGGUUAGCUAGCGUAUUUGCAGUCUAAAAGUAGAAAAGGCCCACCUUGCCUGCCAGCAAGAGGGGUCUGGAGCAGAGGCAGCUGGGAUGCUGUGAAUGUUGUGAGGCUGGUCGUGGAGAGGGCCGAGAGCCAAGCAGCAGCCAUGUUGCCAGGCGUUGGUGUGUUCGGCACUGGGAGCACAGCGAGGGUGCUGGUCCCACUGCUGCGAUCAGAGGGGUUCGAGGUGCACGCCCUCUGGGGCCGCAGUGAGGAGGAGGCAUGCUCUCUCGCCAAGGAGCUGGGCAUUCCAUUUCACACCAGCCAAUCAGACGAUGUCCUGCUGCACCCUGAUGUUGACCUGGUCUGCAUCUAUAUCCCGCCUCCACUCACGAGGCAGAUCGCUGUGAAAGCCCUGGGCAUUGGUAAGAAUGUUGUCUGUGAGAAGGCUGCUACAGCCGUAGACGCCUUCAAGAUGGUGACUGCCGGGCUCUAUUACCCCCAGCUGCUGAGUGUGGUGGGAAACACGCUCCGCUUCCUGCCUGCGUUUGUGUUGAUGCGCCAACUCCUGGCCAAGGGAUAUGUGGGCGAGCUGCAGGUGUGCGACGUGCGCGUCUACGGCCCCAGCCUCCUCGACCAAUCAUACGGUUGGACCUGUGAGGAGUUAAUGGGAGGGGGCGGGCUUCACACAGUUGGCUCCGCCAUCAUAGACCUGCUGAGUCACCUGACCAGGGCGCGGGCUCGCCGGGUGCACGGCCUUUUACGCACCUUCGUCAGGCAGAACAGCUCCAUCCAUGGCAUUCGCCGGGUCACCAGUGAUGACUUCUGCUUCUUCCAGAUGCUGAUGGGUGAGGCUAGCUCUGGCCUUGGUUCCGGUCCUGGCUCCGAGCCUGGAGGUGUGUGCUGCACGGUGACACUGAACUUCAACAUGCCUGGGGCUUUUGUGCAUGAGGUUAUGGUGGUGGGCUCAGCAGGCAGGCUAGUUGCCAGGGGAACAGAGCUGUAUGGCCAGCUUAACGGGGCCAGUGGAGAGGAGCUCUUGCUGGGGGAGAGUGGCGAUGUUGGGCCAGAGGGCCGGGACCUCCCCCUUCCACACCUGCGGGGGCUAGGAUCCAUGGUGACAGCCCUGAGACACGCCUUCCAAGCACACGAGGAGCGCCGGUCAUGGGCAAGGGGGCCGGUUGCUAUGGCAGCGACAUUUGAGGAUGGGUUGUAUGUACAAACAGUGGUGGAGGCUGUGAAGCUGUCGAGCCGCAGUGGCGAGUGGGAGAGCGUGGAGGUCAUGACCCAGGAACCAGAUCCCAACCACAACCUGUGUGAGGCGCUCCAGAGAAAUAAGAACUGACCACCCUCCUUUUCUCACUGCUACACAGAGGCUCAGUCUGAGGGUUGUGUACUGUGUAUACUGCGUGUUUACAUUUCUAAUCUUUUAUCAAAUGUACACUGUCUGGAUUAGUGUCUUUGACUUGGCUGAAUAUAGCCACAUAUUUACAUAUUGCUGUCUAACCACUGGUCUCCUUAGGAGAGUGAGUUUAAAGGAUUCAAAUUUAGUCUCACACUGGUCUUCACAUCAACAAUGUCUAUAAUCAGCUCAGCAGCCAAUAGGAUCCAUCUUCCUGGAACUGGUAGGAUUGAAACAGCUGUUUCUGUGAAUAUGAUAAGGCUGGAGGUAGAGAGGUGGGGAGCUAGAAGUAUCCUGAUUUAGGAUACAAGGUUAUUGGCUUAUUUAGUAAAUCAUGUACUUGCAUUAAGUGCAAAUGAUGAUUGCAACAUACUCAGGUGUAUAUCACACAGAAACCAAUAAUUUCUUGCUUUCAAAGACCACGGCAUUAGAGUUAAAGUUAAUAUGCAUGCUCAUUUGAAUAUAUCACCUGAUAAGUCUUUGAGCUAACCGUUUUGCAGUUUUUGACUUCAAAGUACUUGAACUAUGCCCUUAAUUAUCAGUUUUACAAGUUAUUAAAGUUCUGCUAAAUAACACAAGUGAGCUGCUCUGGAAACCAAUGUGUAUAUCUGGAUACCUGAGUGGAUUUGUUUGAAAGAUUGUACUGAGCUGUAUUUAUUUAAAGAAAUUAGUUUGUUUUCUACUGACGUAAAGUUAGUUUGGUGUAUUUAAUGAGUACAUGUUCAGUACAUUAAGAUGUACAGAGUUUUAAGACGCAUAUUUAUAUUUUUUGUUUAAGCUAUUAUACUUCACUUUGCCCUGGUGAUAUCACUGUUUAACAUGAGACUUUUGUCAAGACUGGUGCUUAUACUGGUGUUAUUCUAAUUAAUAAAUCCCCACCAUUUUCUUCUGAAGUAUA
Molecule: messenger RNA, 2523 nt
Organism: Hypomesus transpacificus
Lineage: Eukaryota; Metazoa; Chordata; Actinopteri; Osmeriformes; Osmeridae
Gene: gfod2
Product: glucose-fructose oxidoreductase domain containing 2
Exons: 3
Coding region: 390-1568 (392 amino acids)
Molecular function (GO): nucleotide binding
Source: RefSeq, a predicted model, not a curated record